UUAAUGAAACUUCGCCCCACUUCAGACAACCGCAGUUUUUUAGGGAGAGGUUUAACAAUCGGCCUGUAGACAGUGUAAGCAGAGCCGAAUUACGAAUGUCAACAGACAUCUUGAGGAUUAACAUUCUUUGAAAAGGACUAACAAGGGAUAAAACAAACAGGGGAUUGGAGUGCUGAAAUGCUGCUUUGCUCCGUGUUCCUGAGGAUUGUUGAAAGCAAAGAAGAAGGACCUCUGUUACCCAAAAUUAAGGGCAUGUGCAGAAAGUGAAUAGGGCAUCACCAACAUAAGCACAUUUAUUUAUUUAUUUUUUUAUUUUUUUUAUUUUUUUUACAGUAGGCUAACUACAAAUAUUUUAAUCUACUACUGGGCCAUAUCGGUCUUUUGGGGUCUAUUAGUGUCCAAUACGUUUUUAGUAGGCAUCUAGCCAACUUUUCGAACUUUUCGAAGCACGGAUCCUUUAGACAUGGAGGUUGCGGCCGAUCAGUCUCGAUGGAUGGCCCAUCAUCAUGCGGUACUCAACGGCCAGCACCCCGAGUCCCAUCACCACGGUCUUACACACAAUUACAUGGAGCCGAUGGCGCCUCUUCUGCCCCCGGACGAGGUGGAUGUGUUCUUGAAUCACUUGGACUCGCAGGGCAACCCCUACUACCCCAACUCUCGGGCCAGAGUCUCUUACGGACAAGCGCACGCACGUCUCACGGGAAGUCAAGUCUGCCGACCACACCUCAUACACAGUCCCGGGAUUCCCUGGCUGGACAGCGGCAAGGCAGCGCUCUCCGCCGCUCACCACAACGCCUGGGCGGUCAGUCACUUCAGCAAGCCCGGCCUACACCACGCCAGCGCCGUUUACCCGUGCAGCAGCAGCUCCAGCACCGCUCCCGUCUCCUCCCUCACAUCCGUAACCCACUCCAGUCCGCAUCCCCUCUACAAUUUCCCCCCAACCCCUCCAAAAGACGUUUCACCGGACCCCGGUCCUUCUUCCCCGACCUCCACCACUACAAGAAUGGACGAAAAGGAGUCCAUUAAGUACCAAGUGUCAAUAACUGAUGGGAUGAAAAUUGAGGGAUGCAGUCCUCUUCGGGGAAGCCUCGCUAUGAGCGCACAGACACCGUCCACGCAUCAUCCCAUCCCAACCUACCCGACAUACUCUCUCCCCACGCCUCACGAGUACGGCGGCGGUCUGUUUCACCCGGGUACCCUGCUAAGUGGAUCCGCGUCCGGUUUCACACCUAAAUGUAAAAGCAAGACGCGAUCGUGCUCAGAGGGGCGUGAGUGUGUGAACUGUGGAGCCACCUCCACCCCGCUGUGGCGGCGGGACGGAACGGGCCACUACCUCUGCAACGCGUGCGGCUUGUAUCACAAGAUGAACGGCCAGAACCGACCCCUUAUCAAGCCCAAGCGCAGACUGUCUGCUGCAAGGCGAGCUGGCACCUGCUGCGCGAACUGCCAGACAACCACGACCACUCUGUGGCGGCGCAACGGGAACGGUGACCCGGUGUGCAACGCCUGCGGGCUCUACUACAAACUCCACAACGUCAACAGGCCACUGACCAUGAAAAAAGAGGGCAUCCAAACACGCAACCGUAAGAUGUCCAGCAAAUCCAAGAGGGGUAAGCGAUCCAGCGAGGGUUUCGAAGAGCUUUCCAAGUGCAUGCAGGACAAGACCUCUCCGUUUGGCAGUGCCAGUGCUCUGGCAAGCCACAUGCCACAUAUGGGCCACCUGCCACCUUUCAGCCAUUCCGGACACAUGCUGCCCACACCGACUCCCAUUCACCCAACGUUCAGUCACCCUCACCAUUCCACCCGCUCACCUGCCUGGGCCGAACCUCACUGAAGUCCUACGUUCUCACAGCAUCCCCUCUACAGAAGCCUAGCAUUAGCUUCUCCAUAUCAAACAUCUCCAUGCACCCCCUCUCCUCCCGUCAAGAAAUCUUUCACAGGCGAGGGAUGCGAAGGGGUUUGCAUUGGGUUAGUUCCUGAUUGGACACUGCUGAGAAAGGUGUCAUCACAUCAACGACCAUGUCAACUUGUAUAGAGGUCGGUUUGGCGCAUUUAAAAGCACCUCUUCUUCUAACUGCUCACUAGAUGCUGAGGAUGCUCACAGACGGAGGGAGAGAGAGAGAGAGAGAGAGAGAGCGAGAGCUUUGUUUACUUUUAGCUUCUCGUUACGUUUUACUGAGUCACUUUGGUACUGUUCUGAAAGAGAAGAUGUGUCUUUGCAGAAUCACUGUGUGGCAAUUCCAUUGAGGACAGUCACUUCUGAACAUUGGCUCGCUACGAGGACUUACUCUGACUCUCUGCAUACACGAAGAGUCAAAGAGAGAGAGACAGAACAGAGAGACCAUUAACUUUAUCACCCUAACAUGCUGGAAUACACCCCCUUGGGCAUGACUCCCUCUGAAUGGACUCUAUGGAUACGACAUAAAAACAAACAAAUGUUUAUAAAGGUUAAUUGUUAUUAUCAUUAUUGUUAUAAUUGUUAUUAUGAUAAUUUAUUUUCACUCUUUAUCUCUUUUUUCGCUUUCCUCAGAACACAUUGUUAUAUCAUAAAUAUUAUUUGAUUGUUAUUGAUGAAUAAAAAACACUGACCUAUCCUAGCCAAGGCAAUGUUGCUGAGCUGUACGUUUUUAUCAUUUCCAUUACACAUUAAAGGAAAUAAAGUUUUAAUACUUGAUA
This is a messenger RNA of Myxocyprinus asiaticus (Chinese sucker), 2676 nucleotides long. Its product is annotated as GATA-binding factor 2-like. Gene Ontology annotation, molecular function: RNA polymerase II cis-regulatory region sequence-specific DNA binding; DNA-binding transcription factor activity, RNA polymerase II-specific; zinc ion binding. Gene Ontology annotation, biological process: negative regulation of transcription by RNA polymerase II; positive regulation of miRNA transcription; positive regulation of angiogenesis. The coding region runs from base 464 to 1834 and encodes 456 amino acids. The transcript is spliced from 6 exons. The record is from RefSeq and is a predicted model, not a curated record. Lineage: Eukaryota; Metazoa; Chordata; Actinopteri; Cypriniformes; Catostomidae. Gene Ontology annotation, cellular component: nucleus.